Molecule: messenger RNA, 1449 nt
Organism: Puccinia graminis f. sp. tritici CRL 75-36-700-3
Lineage: Eukaryota; Fungi; Basidiomycota; Pucciniomycetes; Pucciniales; Pucciniaceae
Exons: 4
Coding region: 1-1449 (482 amino acids)
Source: RefSeq, a predicted model, not a curated record
AUGGACCACUUCAAGAGAGAGUUUUUUGGACCUCGGGUUGAGCACAUCCCCGAUACCCCCGAUACUGCCAACCGAGGUUCGAUGCAACAAGUUUCCUCUCCCCGGGCCACACAGCACACUAGACUGGAAAGAGUCAUGACCUCGACUGAGCCUUGGGUUUGCGUGUUUGGAUCGAACCUAUUUUAUCAGUCGGACCCAGAUGAAGACCGAACAAGGAGCUCAACAACCAAGAAGAAGAUCAUCCAUCCAAGAAAAUUGAAGCAGACUAGGAUCACAAAGGAUGCUCGGUCGACUUCGGUGGUUGGUGUUGAAAUUCUUCAUGUGACUGAUUCACAAACGCUGGUUCAUUACCAACGAGCCAACGAAAACACUCCAGAUUCAUGUCCAAGUUAUCUAGAAAUUUGGGGCUUCGACGAGGAAAAUCAAUCGACCGAGGUCAAAACUUUAUCAAACAACUGUUUGAUCUCACAUCCGCUUGAUCAAGUCAAGAAAUGGCUUGGAAGGACAAAGAUUCUGGGAUACCUUGCAAGAGAUGGUACGAUCAAUCCAAUCAAUAUGAAUACCCCGGCUUCGACUGGAUCUCCGACAAGGAAUUCGGCCCGUUAUCAAGCCGUUACGAUCAGUGAUAAUGGGGAAGUCCUAGCUGCAGUUUUGGAUCAUGAAUCUACUCGAACACCGUCAAAUUUGAAAACAGAGGAUCAAUCAACUCAUCGUCUAGAAUUGUGGUCAUCCUUUCAAGAACUAUUGGACUUUUGUCUCAAGGGCGUUAGGACCAAUUCAAAUCCGAAAUCAAUUAGUUUAGAUAGUCAUCCAUCGGGGGAAGAGACGGAAAUCCAACUUUCCUCGGGUGCUGCGCAUUUCCUUAUUCUGACUCACACCCCCUCGACGGGAUCGAUCAAAGGAGCCGAAGAUCCGGAUUAUCAUUCGACCUUAUAUGCGUUUGGGGACAAUCGGUUCGGUCAAUUAGGAAUAGGAUCUCGCUCGAUUGCGAUUAAUGAACCACAGAUGAUCGAAAAUCUACCAGCACUAUCAACUAUCGAUUGCGGCUUAUUCCACAGUGUGGCCUUAGGUCGAGAUGGCGAACUUUACACGUUUGGUCACAAUCGUAAAGGUCAAUGUGGUGUUGGAAGCUCAAGUACAAUUGACACAACCACUCCUAUCUUGGUCGAUAUUGGAGGCAAUGGUGAGGCUGGUGAGAUCAUUGACGUGAUUGAUGCCCGAUGCGGGAGUGAGCAUACUGUGGUACUUACAUCUUCAGGGGUAUGGCUGGCUGGUUCGACCUCGUCAUGUGUUCCAGAUGCUCUCGGUCAACUUGGAAUGGAAGACGCAAGCUCUCAGUUCGAAUUCCAGAAGAAUGAACACAUUACAAUGGGUGAUCAUGCCAGUACGACAGCAGGGUGGAAGAUUCAAGCUGGACGCUGGAAUACUUUUGUUUGGACAAACUCGUGA